Messenger RNA from Blastomyces dermatitidis ER-3, 1611 nucleotides. Its product is annotated as MFS transporter. Lineage: Eukaryota; Fungi; Ascomycota; Eurotiomycetes; Onygenales; Ajellomycetaceae. The coding region runs from base 1 to 1611 and encodes 536 amino acids. The transcript has 2 exons. Gene Ontology annotation, molecular function: transmembrane transporter activity. The record is from RefSeq and is a predicted model, not a curated record. Gene Ontology annotation, biological process: transmembrane transport.
AUGGCCAAUGAUUCCUCGAAAGAGAUUGCGGUUGAGAAUGACUUGCAUCGGGCCGCUAUAGAGCCAACUUCCAGAGAGAAAGGACUGUCAGCGGAAAGGAUUCCAGAAAACGAUAUCAGCCAACAAUCCGACGAAUGGGUAGACGAGAAGCCCCCUGAGGAUGUCCCGCCAGAUGGUGGUUAUGGAUGGGUGUGCGUGGCAUGCUCAGCUUGGAUUAACGGAAACACAUGGGGUGUCAAUAGUUCAUAUGCCGUCUUCCUAUCAUAUUACUUGUCCAAUGAUAUCUUCCCCGAUGCCAGCGACAUCACCUACGCUUUUACCGGCGGCCUAAGCAUGUCAUGUUGCCUCCUGGUCGCUCCCUUGGUAACACACCUGGUUCACCUUUAUGGCAAUCGACCAAUUCUUAAUGUAGGAGUUGUGAUCCAAACAAUUUCAUUUAUCGGCGCCUCCUUUGCUAAGGAGCAAUGGCAACUCUUUCUGAGCCAGGGUGUCUGUUUCGGGUUCGGUAUGGGUUUCUUGUUCAUUGGAUCUGUCGGGGUUACAUCACAGUGGUUUCUCCGCAAACGAAGCAUCGCAACCUCCAUUGCAGCCGCAGGCUCCGGUAUCGGCGGAUUAACUUAUUCUUUAGCCACGGGCUCCAUGAUAUCGCGAUUCGGGCUUGGGUGGACAUUUCGUAUCCUCGGUAUUAUCACAUUUGUGGUCAAUCUCAUCGCGGCCAAUCUAAUCCGAGACCGAAAUAAAGCCACCGGAUCGCAAUACAAAGCAUUUCAUUUCCCGUUGCUCAAGCGGCCUGAAUUCCUCCUAUUACAAGCAUGGGGUUUCUUCAGCUUGCUAGGAUACGUCGUGGUGCUCUUCAGUCUCCCCAACUUUGCGCUAUCGAUCGGACUCACCGCACAUCAGGGCAGUAUUGUUGGUGCUGUCCUUAACCUUGGACAAGGAUUGGGUCGCCCAGUCGUUGGUUUACUCAGUGAUCGCUAUGGCCGUCUCAACAUGGCCACCAUUAUCUCGAUUUUCUGCGGUGUAUUCUGCUUAGCGGUCUGGACCCCAACGCAAAGUAUGGGUCUGUUAUGUUUCUUUGCAAUCAUAGUGGGAACUGUGGCAGGCACCUUCUGGACCACCGUUGUUCCAGUGUGUGCUGAAGUGAUUGGUCUCCAACAGCUCCCCAGCGGAUUAAGUCUCAUCUGGGUUCUUAUGGUUCCGCCGACAACCGUUGCGGAGCCAAUCGCAGUCGUCGUGAAGGAUGAUUCGAAGAAAAAUCGAGCUUAUUUAUACUCCCAGCUAUUCGCAGGACUCACAUAUAUCGCUGGCGCCUUGUGCCUGUGGGUCGUGCGCGGUUGGAAAAUUGGCGAUAACAUCGUUACUGCAGAGAGAAACGCGGCCGCAGAUGCUGCCAAUGCUACGAGGAGGCUAAAGAUUAGUGGAAAUCCACAUGAUCCAACGGCUGGUGUCCCAGAUGGCAGCUGUAUUUCUAGAGAGAAACCUCAUGCCCCAACCCAACCAACCCUAUCACCGCCAGCACCGACCCCAGGUCCUAUUGUUCCUGCAAAUACAACGAGUUUAUGGAAGCCUACCCUCCUUCUCCGCAGGAUGGUCGCUUGGGAACUUGUUUGA